Molecule: messenger RNA, 2240 nt
Organism: Rubroshorea leprosula
Lineage: Eukaryota; Viridiplantae; Streptophyta; Magnoliopsida; Malvales; Dipterocarpaceae
Source: the annotation of a GenBank genome assembly
GAAAAACCAGUACAUCGAAUCAACUCCACCUUCAGUUUCAGGUAAAAAUGGUUUCAUUAAGAGAACUCACAGAGCAACGAGGUAACUAGGGCAGAGAAGGGGAAGAGGAAGGGGUAUUGUCAGUGGAGCCUAUCACAAUGAUAGUGCCGCCGGAGUUGCAGGAUGUGCCGGAAACAGUGGCGUCUGAGAGCAGCGCCAGUUCCAGCGCCAGCGACAAUGGUGGCGACCACCCUAGUGCAUCGUCCAGCAGCUCGUCUACUGAACACACGCCAAGCCGCGAGGAGGGGGUAGGGGAUGUUGCGCCAAAGGACCUGCCCGCCGGAUUCAAGUUCAAGGCUGCACUUCACCACGAAGUAGCAGAUUGUGCGCCCUCCAUAAGCGGGUAUAAAAGGCUGGAGGAGAUGGUGAGGGCGUACCACAUCCCCCAGACCAUACUGCUGCGGACGGGCGCGCAGAACGAAAGGGCCUGCACAGUGUCACCGACGGGCUGGAUACCAGUGUAUGCGGACCACUUCGAUGCCGGACUACGGUUUCCUCUGCCCGGCUUGAUAUUCGAUCUGCUCGCAGAAUACGAGCUGGCGUUGACGCAACUAACGUCCAACAGCAUAAGGUUCAUUAUUGGCUUUAUGCUGUUGUGUGCGCGACUAGAGGUACCAGCCAAAGCGAUAGUGUUCAGAUCGCUAUUCCAGUGCCGGCUGUGUCCGAACUCACAAGGAGCGAGGUGGUAUUACCUCUCUGGGAGGGACAAGAGCCAGCUCUUCAAAAAUGUGAGGAACAAGGUGGCAAGGUGGAAGAAGCAAUUUAUUUUUGUUCGCGACACGCGAGCAGAAAGGAUAAGCAACGACCUCGCUGUCCGGCUGUCUGAGUGGCGCACACCAAACGCCCACAUCAACUACCCCCAGCUGCUGCCCCGGGAUGUCGAUCUGAAGAACCAGUUGCUUCAGUAUGCGCAGGGGGAGGGUCUCAUAGAUUUGGAAGCCCUGGUUACCUCGGAGCAGCUCGCCCUGUUCGGGUUUGUCGAUGUGACAAACCUGUUCAGCGAAGGUAUAUUUUUAUCAUGUAACUUAGAUUCUAGCCGAGCUGAGGCUUAUGCAUUUUUUUGUGCAGGAGAAAUGAACAGCAUCCUAGAGCUCCAACGACAACGUGCCCAAGCCUCACGAGGUCGCGGGGGUAGCAGCGGGCAACCCAGGCAGACGCGAUUUGACGAGCGGCCACCCCCAGCGCCUCAGUCACGUGGCUCGUCACACAGGGGAUCCAGCUCGUCGACAAGGCCGCGAGCAGGUCACAGAGUUGAGGUUGCAGCCCCGGGUGCACGCAGACGUGCACGGGAGGAGACAGAGAGCGAGGAGGACGAGGUCCCCCUUGCUAGGCGCGUAAGAAGUGGGGGGACUCAGCCCGCGCAGGCGGCUCGCCCUACAAUGGUGCGUUCGCCCAACGCACCGUCAGCGACUGUGCGUGCAGCAGUGGAGCCCGCCACUGCAUCUGCCUCGAUGGGCCCCAGGAUUGCUUAUCCUGAGGGCUUCACUUAUGUGCGGGCAGAAUUGCAGCCUGCCAUGGUGCAGGCUAUGCAGAGUUUUGUGCCCCCUUUUGACAAUAAGCGGGCCAAAGCCUUUGUGCAACAGCAUGGCGGUCAGGUCGCCAUGAUUAAGUUGAUGGAUGUAAACGCAGUGGCGGUGGCGUCUGCUAACAUGACCACGGAGAUCUACAACGAGAUCCGUGGUAAGGUGCUGCACCACCGCCCUGACUUCCCCAUCCGCGAGCUGGCGUUCUUCGAUGGGGAAGAUAUCGACGAGCAGGGUAAGAGCCUUGCUCCCCUGGCCGACACGACGGUGCGGUUGAGAUGGGAUCUCAACGAGGAGGAGGUUCUCGUCUGGCCUCCCUCUGUUGUAGAAGAGGGGGAGGACCCUGCGGGGCUGCCUUCCUUCGACGGAUGGGUGGAAGGGGUUCCUGUUGCUGAGCAGGAGCCAUCCAGUACUCCACCCGACUCUCAGCCCGUCGAGGUGCCAGCUCGAUCUCCCGUUACGGCACCAGCUUCCGAGGUCGCUGCUCGCUCGCCACCAAGUCGCUCCUCUCCGCCUGCAGCUGACGCGUCAAUGCCCGUCGACUUGACAGAUGAUUAGACUUAGGACUUUUUCUUUUAUUCUGUUGUAUUUUCUUUUGCAUUUUGUAUUUGAUCAAUGAAUUCGUAGCAUGUAUCUUCAAUGUAAAUGCCUUUGAUGAAAUACAAAAUGAACUUUUCU